ACAGUCUGCUGUCCGCUUUGUGAUAUACAAAUACGAAUUCGAUUCAAAUCUGAAAUCCGAAACAUAUACAGUAGCAAAAGCGCUUGCAGAUAUGCAACCAAAUGCCGCCGACGAUAGCGCUUCUCCGUUCAAGCUUUUACUCUCGUGUCCCUCUGGUCUCUAUCCCUCACAGGUCUCAGUAGUUUUUGAUGCUUCGUUCGAUCGUAUUCCUCAUCCAGAUGUUCAACUGGAGAAUUCGAUUUCUGAGAUAUGGAAUCGAAAGAGUCAGCACUCAUCAUUGUUGUUCAAUGGAAGUAAAUUCAGGUAUGCAGGGCAUAGCUCCUCUAAUGUGGCGGAUUCUAGUCAAGUGGCCAGUGCAUGUUUACAUCUUGGUCUGACAGAUUAUAGAACUUUUGUUGGUACAAACUUAAACCCAAUGUGGGAAAAGUUUAUAGUUGAAUCACAAGAUGAAUGUUCAAGGUGUCAACAUACCUCAAAUCCACUGGGUAAUGGUGCAGUUGUAGAGACAUCUGACAAGAGGAUACUGGUACUGCAGAGAAGCAACAAUGUUGGAGAAUUUCCUGGACAUUUUGUGUUUCCUGGAGGACAUCCAGAGCCUGGUGAAGUCGGAAUAACAGCUCAUCAGUCUAAUCAAGAUACUGAGCUCAUUAAUAAAAUGAUAUCCCAAGAAAUGUUUGACAGCAUCAGUCGUGAAGUAGUGGAAGAAAUUGGAGUUCCUGCAGAGUCUCUUUGCACCCCCAUAUUCAUUGGCCUGUCUCUUAGGGCAAUUAAUGUUAGACCAGCUGCUUUUUUCUUCAUAAAAUGCAACCUUCCUUCAGAAGAAAUCCAACAAUUAUAUUCCAGUGCAAAAGAUGCCUACGAGUCUACACAACUUUACAUUGUGCCUAUGAGCGAGUUAGAGAGCAUGGCAUCUAAUAUGCCUGGCUGCCACCAAGGAGGAUAUGCACUCUACAAGCUGAUGUUAGAUGCUAUGAAGUAAUGACGAUAAAAUGACAUGGUCAAUACUCUAUCAAGGUUUUCCACAUUUGUAUUAUCCGCAGAUUUUACUUUCAGUCGUGAAAAAGAGGUGGUUUUCCCAAGGAUUUCAAGCUUCAACAGGGAAAGACAAUGAUAAAAUGCAAACAUUCGAGUACGACAGUGCGUCUUAUUCAGAUCUAGAAUGAUGUGCAACAUAUACUGUAUAUGGAGCCAGAACCUUGUCGGUGCAAUCUAUCCUGUUAGCAAGCACAAUAUUUAGCCAAAAUAGUCCAGGUGCUCUGUUUCAAGAUUGUUCAACUUUAUCCUAAAGACCAAAACAUUGCUCUUAACUUUAUCUAUAUCAAUCGUGCAUACUAAGCAAACAACCCUCUAGAGCUGAGCUCGUAUGUUGCAACAUUACAGCUCAAUUACUGGGACACUGAGUAUCACUGGCAGUGAUCGUUGAUCAGUCUAUGUCAAGAAUGCGAUGGACAACAGGCCAGGGUCGCCCCGAAAUUAUUGUGAUAUGACCGCCUAUUCAAGUUGGAAGGUUGUCAAGACCGUCAUAGAUUGGCAAUUGCAAAUCAUACCAUUUCUGACAAUUAUUAUUUGUGUGGGGAUUACAUAGGGGGAAUUAAAUUAGGGAUCAUUUGGUUCAUGGGUAUGUAGAAUCAGGUAUGGGGUUUGUCCAAACCUGUUUGGUUGGAAAAAAUAAAAUUUCAAACCUAUACUUUAUACCCCAAGGUAUGGGUUUUUGAUACCCAAGUGGGGAGGUGGGUAUGAGAUGGAGGUAUGAGAUUUAUUCAAUUUUUA
Molecule: messenger RNA, 1770 nt
Organism: Daucus carota subsp. sativus
Lineage: Eukaryota; Viridiplantae; Streptophyta; Magnoliopsida; Apiales; Apiaceae
Product: nudix hydrolase 9
Exons: 9
Coding region: 92-979 (295 amino acids)
Molecular function (GO): GDP-mannose hydrolase activity
Source: RefSeq, a predicted model, not a curated record